Molecule: messenger RNA, 1728 nt
Organism: Cyphellophora europaea CBS 101466
Lineage: Eukaryota; Fungi; Ascomycota; Eurotiomycetes; Chaetothyriales; Cyphellophoraceae
Exons: 3
Coding region: 1-1728 (575 amino acids)
Source: RefSeq, a predicted model, not a curated record
AUGUCUGACACCUUCGACCGUGCCGCCUUCGAGCGCCAGCUUGGAACCUCCCGCGCCACUCCUGUCAUAUCUCCUACUCAAGACUCUGACACCAUCUACCACUUCAAGAGAACGCUCGGCAAGUCUGGCCUCAAGGGCGAAGACUUUGUGGUCGACCCGUUCCAACACUACCACAUCCUGGACUGGAUUCAAGCUGUCAAGAAGGACAACGACGGCGUUUCUCAUGACGAAGAUGAUGGUGUCCUAUCCGAGACGCCUGGCACUCCCCAUGAGGCCGCUGAGCAAACUACCAACAACCUUGAUUUCUUCAGCCAGAGUCCGGUCGACCAGUACGGUCGUCUUGUCAAUGUUCCCACAGCUGCUCCCAACACCGGCAUCGAUACUGACCCUGGUCCAUCCCACUUCGAUAAUCGUCCAAGCGAUGAUGCGGAUGACGAGGCAGAGUCAAGCAGCGACCUUGAGCCUUUCUCCGAUAGAUUUGUCCCCACAGGCCAACCCAUUCCGGUCCCUUGCACACUGUUCCUCAGUCCCAGUGAGGAGCUGGCGCCAUCCGGCGAAGAAGGUGGUGACGAGACCCAGGAAGAAGAUGAGUCUGACGUUGAGAACGUGCAGAAUGGCGAGCACUACAUCAGAGAGAUCGUGAUUAUCCACGGCACAGACUCCGAGCCAGAUGAUGACAGUACUCACUACAUCCGAGAGAUCACUCCCCCCAGACGUUCCAACAUCGAGCUUGACGAUGUGCUUGGGCUCAUGGACGAGGAUGACUACUCUGAUCUCCCAGACUACGAGGACUUCGGUGCGCAGGUUGACUUCAACCACCAGGAACCCGCCUAUGAGUACGCUGUCGAGCCGGUCGUCCCUCCCCCCGGUCCAUACGAGAUCUACCAGGUUCCUCCUCACACGCCGAUCGCGCUUCGCCGCUUGGAAAAGCACCAAACCAUGCUGUCUUCGGCAGAGAAGAAUUACCAAUCGGUCAACAACGUUGUCACCACCGUUCCUGAGCUCAUCACUACGAGAGCCAACAGCAAGAAGCGCUCCGCAUCUGAGGCUCGCACGCCCCGCUCUGCCGUUGAGGCUGCCAAGCGCUCUCGCCUAGACUGCAUCGAAGCGUCGCGCCUUCUUGACCAGCUUGACGACCACAUCGAGAACGAGCUGUCUCGUCUCAACUCGCCAGUCCCCUCGGUCGAGUCCGAUCUCACACCGUGCACUCCCAACUUCGCCGCAUACCCAGGACAGUUCACAGCCAUCACCAGCGACUACCUUGGUACACGUGGCAUUGGUCAAUCCUACUACGUCUACGGGGACCCCACCGGUGCCAACGCCAACGGCAUGUAUGCCAAUUCGGCAUUCUCCAAGGCCCCCCGCAAUGGCAGCAUCGACCUGGCUGCGCGCUUCGCCGCCGGCGACCGCCUCACGCGCCGUGAGCAAGGCAUGCUCACGAACCUCGAGCUCAAGAGCGACUUGGCCUCUGCCGCGCACGUCGCUGCCCAGCGCAGCGGCGAGCAAGCCUUCAAGCGCGUGCAGGUGCACUACGAGGCUGCGAUCGCGCGCCUCAACGGCGUGGCGGUGGGCCAGCACCGUUACGAGAAAGGCCACAUGACGGUCGAGGAGUACGUCGAGGCGGGUGUUUGUGUGUGCUGGGCUCCGUGUGCCUGUGUUGCGUUCUGCGGUCGCUUCCCAGACAUGAUGUGCCCGUGCAACGAGCACAUCGUGCUCGACGACGAGUAG